AAAAUAAUCCCUGGCACCGUGGCACACGGAAGCUGCUUAGGCGCUAUUUAGAAGGACCACCUGGAACUUUGAUGCUGUUUAUCUACUGCAAAAGGCGAAUUCAAGCAGCGAUCUUUUGCAUGCCAAAAUUAGCUGCUUAAGCAAUUUUGGCUAUUUGGGGUGUAUCUCGGGGACCGCCUGUAUUAGUUUUCUUUAAACGAAUGAAGCAAACAGUGCUCUAUUAACGAUAACCAAAACAGCUGUAGUUCAAACAAACAUAUUCAAUUAAGCAAUUUUUUUAAACAUAACAAUGCAGUUUCAUUACUAUCAAUAAAUUCAAUACUCGCCUGAUGCGCAAAAAUUACAAACACAUUUAUGGGCUCGGUCCCCAACAAAAGCGUAUGUUGAAUAAUAACCGUACAGUUUAACCGUUUCUAUAGCCAUUUCGUUAAAACGGUUACUUGGGUCGAAAUGUCAAUUUAGUAAAUGCUGUUUUCAAGUCCAACGGGUUUCCUUGUUUUGUUUGAUAUUUUUAAAGUCGCUAGUUUGUGCUGAAAAAUGACUUCAUGUAAAUAUUCCGAGCAGCUCGCUAAUAUGAAGCGACUAAAAGAAAAAAUGAAGGCAUUGUACCAUGAAACAGUGGAACAGGAGCCGACAGAUUCGCACUGGGACACCGUUUACUGUAACAUUAAUAACGUGAUGGAGCAACUCAAAAUACACAACCUGAAAGCACAGCAACAUCAAAGCACUGACCCAUGGUCCGAAAAGGAUAUGGUUAAUUUAAACAAAAUACUUGCACUUACUUACGCUUGUAUCAAGGAUUGCGGUAACAUCAAGCAACAUGAUGGCUACGACUGUACAAGCAAAGAUGGUAACUCAGCAGUCGUUCCUGGAUUUGGAGAGCAAAUGGUCAAAAUGAAACAACAAAUUGAUUUGAUUUCAUUCGAAAUAACUAAACUGAAAGCGGUCAAGGACGCUCUCGACAACAUUUACUCGAACUAUAAUGUGGAAAUGGCUGUUUCAUCAAAUGAGCAAGAUAACGAAGAAGAAUGUGAUGAGGCAGUGGACGAUGUUUUCAUCUAAUCCUUGCGCAAUGAUAUGAGUAACAUGUAAAUAUUAAAGGUUCUCAUUGUAAAACAAUUAA
Molecule: messenger RNA, 1123 nt
Organism: Anopheles coluzzii
Lineage: Eukaryota; Metazoa; Arthropoda; Insecta; Diptera; Culicidae
Exons: 2
Coding region: 538-1062 (174 amino acids)
Source: RefSeq, a predicted model, not a curated record